GGGCGGCUCCGACCUGCAGAGCAGCGGCUGCAGGUUCCCGGCGGCGCAGGUGGGCCGGGCCGGGCUGGGGCUGGCGGGGCAUGAGCAGCACCCGGGACCCCCUGCGCGGCCCCGCCACCAGCGAGCCCGAGGAGGGCGCGGCCGCGGGGGCCGGCGACAAGCCCGAGACGCGCUCUGUUUGCAGCAGCGAGAGCGGCGGCGGCAGCGGCAGCGGCAGCGGGAGCCACCCCGGCGGCGCCGGCCCCAUUUGCAAGAUCUGCUUCCAGGGCGCCGAGCAGGGAGAACUGUUAAAUCCCUGCCGCUGCGAUGGGUCAGUACGGUACACACAUCAACUUUGCUUACUAAAGUGGAUAAGCGAAAGAGGGUCAUGGACCUGUGAGCUGUGCUGUUACAGAUACCAUGUUAUAGCAAUUAAAAUGAAAAAACCUUGCCAGUGGCAAAGCAUUACUAUAACACUGGUUGAGAAAGUGCAGAUGAUUGCUGUAAUCCUAGGAUCUUUGUUCUUAGUAGCAAGUGUGACUUGGCUUCUGUGGUCAGCCUUCAGCCCCUAUGCAGUAUGGCAAAGAAAGGACAUCCUUUUUCAGAUCUGCUAUGGAAUGUAUGGUUUUAUGGAUCUAGUGUGCAUAGGACUAAUUGUACAUGAAGGUGCAUCUGUUUACAGAGUGUUUAAGCGCUGGAGGGCUGUUAACUUGCACUGGGAUGUGUUAAAUUACGAUAAAGCUACAGACAUAGAAGAGAGCAACCGAGGAGAGUCUUCAGCAGGAAGGACAUUGUGGUUACCACUAACAGCAUUUAGAAACAGAAAUUUAGUGCAUCCAACACAGUUAACUUCUCCAAGAUUUCAGUGCAGCUAUGUAUUGUUACACCUUUUCAGUCGUAUGAGACCUCAUGAGGAUUCCUCAGAAGAUAACAGCUCUGGAGAGGUUGUGAUGAGAGUGACCUCAGUGUAAAAGAUUUAUGCUCACUGUGCUACACAAAAAAGGAUAAUGUGUUCUGGACUCUACAGUACUCUUGAAUGUUGUUGCAAUGAAUGGAAAAACCAUAGCACUAGCAAAAAUAUAUAUAACUUUUUUUUAAAUUUAAUGAUUUUUAUAUGAUCAGUUGAAUUGCAAAUAUAUCUUUCUGAAAAAAAAUUCUCUUUUUAUAUAGUCUGGUUUCAUAAAGCUUUUUGUCAUAUUGUAUUUGAAGUUUAUAAAAAUAUCAUUUAACUCA
Alligator mississippiensis (American alligator) is the source of this 1212-nucleotide messenger RNA. RefSeq names its product membrane associated ring-CH-type finger 11 (gene MARCHF11). Gene Ontology annotation, molecular function: zinc ion binding; ubiquitin-protein transferase activity. The record is from RefSeq and is a predicted model, not a curated record. Lineage: Eukaryota; Metazoa; Chordata; Crocodylia; Alligatoridae. The coding region runs from base 81 to 950 and encodes 289 amino acids. Gene Ontology annotation, biological process: protein ubiquitination. The transcript is spliced from 4 exons.